Molecule: messenger RNA, 1419 nt
Organism: Closterium sp. Yama58-4
Lineage: Eukaryota; Viridiplantae; Streptophyta; Zygnematophyceae; Desmidiales; Closteriaceae
Source: the annotation of a GenBank genome assembly
AUGCGACGUAGUGGAAAGCAGGGCCGCCCGGCUCGUUGUCUCAGCCGAUCGCCCGUACCUAGAGGGACUUUGCAUGAUCCACUCGCCGCAAAUUGCCUCCCUCGAGUCAGAACCCGCUGCCUCGCCGGACAUCGCGUCGUAGCUUCGCCUCAACGCCCGUCACGGCGUCGCCUCGCCGCAAAUCCGCACGCGGCAUCGUCACCUCGCCUCCUCACGUUGCCUCCUCACGCCACCUUGAUCACGCUCACCGCGCCACAACAUGCAGGCCCAUCCCGUUCUCCCCUUUCCCCAUCCCGUUCUCCCCCUUUCCCCAUCCCGUUCUCCCCUUUCCCCAUCCCGUUCUCCCCUUUCCCCAUCCCGUUCUCCCCUUUCCCCAUCCCGUUCUCCCCUUUCCCCAUCCCGUUCUCCCCCUUUCCCCAUCCCGUUCUCCCCUUUCCCCAUCCCGUUCCCCCUUUCCCCAUCCCGUUCUCCCCUUUCCCCAUCCCGUUCUCCCCUUUCCCCAUCCCGUUCUCCCCUUUCCCCAUCCCGUUCUCCCCUUUCCCCAUCCCGUCUCUCCCCUUUCCCCAUCCCGUUCCCCCUUUCCCCAUCCCGUUCUCCCCUUUCCCCAUCCCGUUCUCCCCUUUCCCCAUCCCGUUCUCCCCUUUCCCCAUCCCGUUCUCCCCUUUCCCCAUCCCGUUCUCCCCUUUCCCCAUCCCGUUCUCCCCUUUCCCCAUCCCGUUCACCCCUUUCCCCAUCCCGUUCUCCCCUUUCCCCAUCCCGUUCCCCCUUUCCCCAUCCCGUUCCCCCCUUUCCCCAUCCCGUUCCCCCUUUCCCCAUCCCGUUCCCCCCUUUCCCCAUCCCGUUCCCCCCUUUCCCCAUCCCGUUCUCCCCCUUUCCCCAUCCCGUUCCCCCUUUCCCCAUCCCGUUCUCCCCUUUCCCCAUCCCGUUCCCCCUUUCCCCAUCCCGUUCCCCCUUUCCCCAUCCCGUUCUCCCCUUUCCCCAUCCCGUUCCCCCCUUUCCCCAUCCCGUUCCCCCCUUUCCCCAUCCCGUUCCCCCCUUUCCCCAUCCCGUUCCCCCCUUUCCCCAUCCCGUUCCCCCCUUUCCCCAUCCCGUUCUCCCCUUUCCCCAUCCCGUUCCCCCCUUUCCCCAUCCCGUUCCCCCCUUUCCCCAUCCCGUUCCCCCCUUUCCGCAUCCCGAUCUCCCUUCCCUCGUUUCCCUCUCUUCUCUCCCGCCCCUCGUUUCCCUCUCUUCUCUCCCGCCCCUCGUUUCCCUCUCUUCCCUCCCUUCCCUCGUUUCCCUCUCUUCCCUCCCUUCCCUCGUUUCCCUCUCUUCCCUCCCUGCCCUCGUUUCUCUCUCAUCCCUCCCUUCCCUCGUUUCCCUCCCUUCCCUCCCUUCCCUCUCGAUACCGUGUUUUCAUGGCUAUACUUUCUCAAACCGUGA